Messenger RNA from Cylicocyclus nassatus, 810 nucleotides. The record is from the annotation of a GenBank genome assembly. Lineage: Eukaryota; Metazoa; Nematoda; Chromadorea; Rhabditida; Strongylidae.
AUGGCGUCUGCGCAAAGGACACGUUUGCAUAUGCCGCCCGAUGCAGUCUACAUCCCGUUACCCACAGGGGUGAUAGAAAAGUUUACCAGAACUGACUGGGAAGUUGCUCAAGGGAAUAUCCCUCAUGACGUGUACAUGAUUGUCACUCCGAAAGUCCGACAAGAAGCACGGAAUCAUUUUGCUUGUCCUACACUUGAAGGGGCUGAGGUAGAGAAUCAAGGCGGUAGCGGCACGAGAGGUGCACACUGGGAGAAAAGAGUUUUUGAGAAUGAAGCGAUGUCAGGCGUCGCAACACAGGUCUAUGCAGUUUCACGUUUGACUUUGGCACUUUUUGAGGAUUCCGGUUGGUAUCAAGUAAAUUACGAGACUGAAGAGGAUGAUUGUUUGCUUCACAGCAAAGCCGAAGACAUGUCUUGGGGCAAAGGUCUUGGUUGUGAUUUUGCGAAAAAAAGCUGUUUGACAUGGAUGAGAAGCCGGCAAGAUCCAUACCCGUUCUGUACACAAGAAUUUGAUGUGAGAUGUAGCGAGGAUCGUAAAUCUAAAGUGAUCUGUAACUUGGUGUCGCCAAAAUUUGCUAGAAUAGCGAUUGAUUAUAACUACAACGUUCCAAGCCUUUAUACUGAUAUGAACGGUGGUGAAAUAGUUGGACUUGGUCAAGAAGAACUUGCUGAUUACUGUCCCUAUUAUCGAGUUUUCGAUGAAGUACCGAAAGAAGCAACCGACGACAGUCAUUGCACGUAUGCGGGAAACAUGUACUAUAACAAUUAUUCACUAGAAGUGAGUUUUACCCCGCUUAUUUUUCAACGAUGA